CAAAGAAACUAAGCUCCAGCUCUCUCUCCUACUAUUUUUAUUACCAUUUACGAGGCUGCAACCCCGCCUACCUUUUUUUUUUUCCCCUUUGGUGAACCUGAAUGGCGACGACGAAGGCGACGCCGCCAAACUCCAAACUUGUCCAUAUCGUAUUCCAUGUACCGGAAGGUUUGGAGUUCGUUGCAAAGAAUGAAGUCAAUUCAAAGCUAGCACCCAAGUUGCAAGAACAACAGCAGUCAACAAUAACAACAACGAUCGUGGCCGAUCCCAACACAGGUCGGGUCCACUUGAUUUGUUCAAUUGACCUUUCAGCACUUGUCACAAUGAUAAAGUCAAUACACUUGCUCAGCGUUCGAGAUAUCGUGCUUGUCGCGUCCAUGGUUGUGCUACCCGAAGAGAUAUUUGAAGAUCGUGAAAAGACCUGUCAAAUUAUUGCGGAUACCGCUACAGCAACCGAUUUUGAUCCUUACGUUACAUCGCUUCAAUAUGGCCCCACUACAGAUGAAAACAACGAUAACACCGCAGCAACGACAAAAACGACCUUUCGCGGCACGUUUUAUAAAGAAGAAUUGACGCAUUCCAUCAAAACACCCGAAUUGGCAAGUUGGAUCGGAUUUGGAUUCGGCACCCAGUAUCCAGACUACAAGGUCAAUCUGGAACAGUUCAAUUACGAAGCGGUUGGCUUGUGGACGCGUACGGCAAAUCACAGCUUGUUGGAUCUUAUUGCUGUUGUUCCUCAAAACCAACAUGACGGUGGUGAUUAUGAGCAUGAAAAGAAAAAGAUGAAGAAAAAUCCACCCAUCCUAUUGAUGGUGGGCGUGACAAUCAAAACGAAUGUCGUAAAAAACCGAAAUCGCCAGUUUUUUGGAAAAACAAGCUUGAAUCCAUGUAUCGCGUAUUGUUUGGCACAAGUGGCAAAUCCAAGUCCAGGACAGGUGGUAUUGGAUAUGUGCUGUGGCACAGGCACCAUCCCGAUUGAAGGCGCGUCGUGUUAUCCUGAUGCAAUAUGGAUUGGAAGUGAAGUUCAUGAAACGACAUUAUGCGAAAAAGCAAGAGGAAAUGUACUGCAUUCUGGUGUACAAAAUACUGAGCUUAUGCUGGGCGAUGGCCGGUGUCUAUGUCUCCGAGAUGAUAGUGUGGAUAUUAUACUGACAGACUGGCCAUGGGGCUUACGAGAAGGGUCUUUUUUGGCAAUCCAAAGACUUUAUCCAAGGUUCAUGAAGCAAAUUAGCAGAGUUUUGAGAUCGAAAGGAAAAGCAUAUAUCGUAACACAAGGACACAAGCUUUUGAACCGAGUCUUGGAUUAUCCAUGGUGUGCAGCAACAUGGGAUAUUAAUGAAAUCAAACCGAUAGCCAUAGGCGGCCACAAGGUCUCCUUGUACAUAUUAACUAAAAAGUUAUAAUCAUCAUACCUUAUUGCAUACAAGUUUUCCAUACAUUUACAUCACCAUCCUUUGUUUUUUCAGUAACUUGAAAGCGCUUCAUUAAAUCAUUCCCUUUUUGCUUAUGAUCAUUCGCAUAUUGUAUGCUCUAGCUAUAAAUUUACCCUAUUGCAAGCAAAAGGGUCUACUUUAAAAGUGACGCUAUAGCUGAUGAAAAAUGUAAUGAAAAGGAAUGGAUAAAUGUUUUUGUAAGCUCUGUAAAUACUGCUAUACCGCUGAAAAAAUAUGUAAAUGUAAAGAUCAAUGUAUCAUAGUAUGAUACUAU
Messenger RNA from Zychaea mexicana, 1707 nucleotides. RefSeq names its product putative RNA methylase family UPF0020-domain-containing protein. The record is from RefSeq and is a predicted model, not a curated record. Gene Ontology annotation, biological process: tRNA methylation. Lineage: Eukaryota; Fungi; Mucoromycota; Mucoromycetes; Mucorales; Lichtheimiaceae. Gene Ontology annotation, molecular function: tRNA (guanine) methyltransferase activity. The transcript has 5 exons. Bases 102 to 1403 code for a protein of 433 amino acids.